UUUUUCUUGUAACUUAUGGAGACUCCAAUAGUUAAACUAUCUGAUGAAGAGCUUAAAACAGUUUAUGAGCCUUCUGAAGAUUCCUAUAUUUUAAUGGAUGCUUUGGAAGUAGAUUUAAAGAUUUUGCAUAUGAUGAAACCUAUGAUUUGUUUAGAGAUAGGUAGUGGUUCCGGCAUUGUUAUUACAGCUCUAGCAAUGGCAUUAAAGAGAUAUCAUAAUGCUCAUUUUAUGGCAAUUGAUAUAAAUCCUGAUGCAUGUAGAACCACGAAAAGAAUUAGUCUAAUUAAUUCGGUCGAUGUAGAUGUCCUUCGUAUGAAUUUAGUAGAUUGUAUACGGAUUAAAUAUACAUUUGAUAUUAUUAUAUUCAAUCCACCAUACGUAGUUACAGAAUAUGAAGAAGUGUUAGACGAUAGACUUAUAUUUAAAACUUGGGCAGGUGGUAAAAAUGGUAGGCAAGUUAUGGAACAGAUAUUUACGGUAAUUCCAGAAAUAUUAUCGGACACAGGGUUGUUUUAUUUGGUUGUUAUCAAGGAAAAUGAUCCCGAAUAUAUCUUAAGUGCUUUUCAAAAAUUAAAUAUGUGUGGUAAAGUCGUUUAUGAGCGAAAAAUAAGAGGAGAACAUUUGUAUGUUUUACGUUUUUGUAAAAUUAAGAAUGUGAGAAGUUAAUGUCAUACAUGUUAGGUUUAUAACAUAUAUAAGACAAAAAAUUUUUAAUUUUAUAAAAAAAAAAAUAACGCAUCAUUUCAUUAUUCGUAUGUUUUUUUUUCGUAAUUGUGAUUAAUAUUUAUAAUGAUAAAAUAAGCAGCGUACUACAUUUAUUCCAAUAAUCUUUUUGUAUAUAAUGUUAUUUAUUGUACUUUUUGUGGAUAAUGUUGUUUAUUUGUAAACUAUUUUUAUGUAUCAUAUAAUUGCAAUAUAGACAUAAUAUGUUAUCCAAAAUAAUAUAAUUUCUUAUCUACAUAAAUUUUUAUUAUAUUAAGCACUAAUUAUAAUUCGUUUAGGAGGAAGAUGAUAAAAGAAAGACUACAUUUUUCUACAAA
Messenger RNA from Pogonomyrmex barbatus (red harvester ant), 1040 nucleotides. It is a transcript of the gene HemK2, whose product is annotated as HemK methyltransferase 2. Gene Ontology annotation, cellular component: eRF1 methyltransferase complex. NCBI's taxonomy places the organism in Eukaryota, Metazoa, Arthropoda, Insecta, Hymenoptera, Formicidae. Gene Ontology annotation, molecular function: nucleic acid binding; protein methyltransferase activity; S-adenosylmethionine-dependent methyltransferase activity. Gene Ontology annotation, biological process: methylation. The record is from RefSeq and is a predicted model, not a curated record.